AUGCCUUCAACAUAUGGAUUUAUUUCUCUAAUACUAAUAACUAUAUCAAUAACAAUAUAUGCAAAAAAUUAUAGUGCAGUGCAACGAAACCGAAUAAAAAUAACAAAACGUUAUCGAAAUCAUAUAUUAACACGACCAUCAAUGAACAAUCUUAGUCAAACAACAGUUGCUGUUGGUUUAGGAAUAAUUGAAGUAGCAGGUAUUGAUCCACAAAAACAGGUUAUAACAUUAAAUGUUAAUUUUGAAUACAAAUGGUGUGAUGAACUUUUACAAUGGAAUAUAAGUGAACAACCAUGUAUUAGACAAAAUCGUUCAGAAAUAUUCUUUACUGCACAAGAAAUCUGGACACCAGAUAUAAUUGCAAUAAAUGGACCAGGACCACUAAGAAAAGAAUCAAAACUUCAAUAUCCAAUAUCAGUUGUUUGUACAGGUCUUGCUUCAUGGUCACAUCAAGAAAAACUUGUAUCAUUUUGUGAAAUUGAUGUAUUAAAUUUUCCAUUUGAUCGUCAAUAUUGUUCUAUUCUACUUCAAUCAACGAUAUAUGAUUCGAGUCAAUUAAAAUUAAUUAGUUUGUAUAAUGUUGUACGUUUAUAUAAUUAUAUCAAUACGGAAUGGGAAAUUUCACAUACAACAAUUCAAGAAUUUGAUUUAUAUAAUACAAAUCAUAAACGUAAUUUUAGUACACUUCAAAUUAAAAUGGAACUUGUACGAUUUUCACGUUUUUAUGUAUUAAAAAUUAUAUUACCAUUUUGUAUUAUAUCAUCACUUGCUGUAUUUUCAUUUUGUUUACCAACAGAUAGUGGUGAAAAAAUAGCACUUACUCUCAGUAUUUUACUUUCAUUAAUUAUUUAUUUACAAUUGAUAUCUACUUAUGUUCCAAAAACAGAACGUGGUCUUUGUACAUUAACAUUGUAUUCCAAUGUAGUAUUUCUUCUUGUUUUUCUUUCAUGUAUAUUUAAUACAUUAACAAUAUUUAUUUAUUAUCAUGAACAAUAUUCUUAUCAACAUCAAAUUCCAAAACGUAAAAAAAAUAUUUUAGUUACAGUACAUAAAUCAUUAAUUGAAUUAAAUAAACAACGUUGGUUAUUUUUAAGAAAACGUCAAAAUAUUCAUGAAGGUUUACCUGAAAAUACAAAUAUGGAUGCCAUAGAAUUAUUACAUGAUAUACAAUAUUUUCGACAAUCACUAAUGAAUAUGUUUAUACGACGAAAUUCAAUAGUUACAACAACAGCAUUAUCAUCAUUUAAUUUUCGUCAUCCAUUAUUUUAUUCAGAAUCUCAAAGUAAAUGGUCUGCUAAACAAAUAGCUAUAUUAAUUGAUCAUGUUUUAUUUAUCAUUUAUCUUAUUUCUAUGCCAUUAACUAUAUUUAUUUUAUUUCAAUCAACAAAUCAAUCUCGUUUAGCAUCAUUAGCAAAAACAAAUAGUACAAAUCAAUUGCUUGAUAUACGUAAAUCUUCUACACUGCCAAUGGCACGUUUUCGUGGAUGUUAA
Rotaria sp. Silwood1 is the source of this 1491-nucleotide messenger RNA. NCBI's taxonomy places the organism in Eukaryota, Metazoa, Rotifera, Eurotatoria, Philodinida, Philodinidae. The record is from the annotation of a GenBank genome assembly.